This is a messenger RNA of Trichogramma pretiosum, 3122 nucleotides long. Its product is annotated as sodium-independent sulfate anion transporter-like. The record is from RefSeq and is a predicted model, not a curated record. Bases 1041 to 3071 code for a protein of 676 amino acids. Gene Ontology annotation, cellular component: membrane. Gene Ontology annotation, molecular function: sulfate transmembrane transporter activity. Gene Ontology annotation, biological process: transmembrane transport. The transcript is spliced from 12 exons. NCBI's taxonomy places the organism in Eukaryota, Metazoa, Arthropoda, Insecta, Hymenoptera, Trichogrammatidae.
UGUAUACGUGUGUGUCCGCGACUAAAAAAUCAGUAUAUACAAGCACCUGUCAGUACAGGAGUAGCGCUCAGCGGGCAACGAUCGUGCGGCUUAUUACAGAGCAGCAGCAGCGCGCCUAGCUGCUCUCCGAUAUACAUAUACAGCUAACGUCCGAUCGCAUCGUCGUCGCGAUCGGCAUAUUAAAAUCGACCGGCAGUUGGACAGUGUCGCGGUUACAAAUCCUGCUCUUUCAUUUAGACUUUUCAUUUUUUUUUUUUUUGGCUCGUUUCGAAUUUGGCGCGCGCUCCUUUUGAUUCACCCGCGCGUUGGAUGCAGAGGCGAGCGUGAGUGAGUGUGACAAUUCGACCGAAUUACAGAGAGAGACAAUAAUCUAUAUAAUAUAUGUACUACGAUGUGCGUCGAGCUUUAAAACUGGCAAUUAACGUGCCCAUGCACGAAGCUCGUUUUUUUUUUUGGUGCGCGUUACAUGUAUACGUGUGUGUGUGUGCAACAAGGCUCGUUUGCGAGUAGCCCAGGCGUUACGUUGACUGCACUUUUUUUUCCUCUCUUUUUUUUCUACUCUUUUUAUUCUGUCAUUCGAGCGCCGCCAGUCCAUGACAAAGGAUUAACUCGGCAGCGCAUACACGCGCCGCGCUUGACGCUCGUUUAGAGUCUUUUUUUUUCUUUUUUAUCGCCGAUAAAUAUACGCGGCGUUAUAUAUCGCUCCCCGCGCGUGUACCUAUAUGCACGCGCGGCUAUAAACAACGAGAGAGGAGAUCGCAGUUUUUCCGGACGAUCGGCCUGUAUACAGCCGAAAAUCCGCAACGAAGAGCCGCCGCCGCCGCCGCUGCUGAAAUUCAUCCUGCGCGACACACGAUCGUCGUCGACUAAUCACGACCAUACGCGAUUGGAGAUAAUGUCUACUUUGGUAAUCAUCGAUUAUAGAAUUGAUUGCGAAUAGAUUGAGCUGCAUUCGUUCAACUUCCUCUGAACUAGAUCAAUGGGGAAAAUUUGACACUAAUUUCUACAAAAUAUCGUUGCAUCAUCACAACAAAGCAAAAAUGUCAAAGUACGACAUAAAAGAAAGCUACGACGUCGAAAGCGGCAAAGACGUGAGAUUGACCAGCUAUAACAAAUCGCCGAUGGACGAUUACGGCAAAAAUUUUGUCAACAAAAACGAGAGGAAUGUCGCUGAAAAACCAGACGUCGUUCAGCCCAACGGAACCGCGUUGACGAAUAAUAUCUUCAGUAACAGCAUCGAAAUCGGUGAUUACGAGCGCAGCGACGAUAGCGCGUUGGGAAAUUCGUCGUGUUGCAGCUGGCUCGACCAAAAAAUUCAAACGACCUUCAGGCGGAAAAUGCUGUAUAAGAGAAUUCCCAUAAUCCAAUGGUUGCCGCAUUAUCGCAAGGAAUACAUUGUUAGUGAUAUGGUGGCUGGAUUUACUGUUGGACUUACUGUCAUUCCGCAAGCCAUAGCCUAUGCCAAUGUUGCUGGGUUGCCUCUUCAAUAUGGUUUGUACUCCUCAUUCAUGGCAUGCUUCGUCUACACAAUUUUUGGUUCAUGCAAAGAUGUACCUGUUGGUCCGACUGCAAUAGCUGCAAUUAUGACUCAUGAAACAUUGGAAAAGUCACACUUGGGUCCAGACUUUGCAGUAUUACUGACUUUCAUAUCCGGCUGCGUUUGCAUGCUUAUGGGCACCCUGCAACUAGGUUUCCUCAUCGACUUCAUCUCGGGUCCUGUGUCGGUUGGCUUCACCUCGGCCGCGGCGAUCAUCAUAGCCACGAGCCAGGUGAAGGACAUCCUCGGCAUAUCCAUCAAGGGUGGCAAAUUCACGCAGGUCUGGCAUCAGAUAUUCGAGCAGAUCGGCCAGACCCGCCUCUGGGAUGUUGUCCUCGGGCUCACCUGCAUGUUCAUUCUUCUGAUCAUGCGAAAAGUCAAGGACAUCCCGGUGGUGCCCAAGGACGAGAAGAAGCCCGCCGCCUGGCGCAUCACCCUGGAGAAAUUCUUGUGGCUGAUGUCGACGGCGCGCAACAUCCUCGUGCUGGUGUCGUGCGCCCUGGGGUGCUGGCUGCUCGAGCGUCACCUGGGCAGCUCGCCGGUCGUCCUGACGGGCCACGUCAAGCAGGGCCUGCCCGGCCUCGGUCUGCCGCCCUUCCAGGGCAAGGUGAACAACGAGACCUAUCACUUCCUCGACAUGGUCCAGCUGAUGGGCUCGGGUUGCAUCGUCGUGCCGCUGCUCAGCAUCCUCGAGACGAUCGCCAUCGCCAAGGCAUUCUCCGAGGGCAAGCCGAUCGACGCCACCCAGGAGAUGCUCGCCGUGGGCGCCUGCAACAUCGUCUCGUCGUUCUUCUCCUCGAUACCGGUGAGCGGCGGACUGAGCCGCGGCGCCGUCAAUCACUCGUCGGGCGUGCGCACGACCCUCGGCGGCGUCUACACCGGCCUCCUGGUCCUCGUCUCGCUGCAGUUUCUCACGCCCUACCUGUACUACAUACCCAAGGCGUCGCUGGCCGCGGUCAUCAUCGCCGCCGUCGUCUUCAUGGUCGAGGUCCAAGUCGUCAAGCCCAUGUGGCGCACCAAGAAAAUCGACUUGAUCCCGGCCGUCGUCACCUUCCUGUGCUGCCUGCUCUUGCAGCUGGAGAUCGGCAUCGUCGUCGGAAUCGGCAUAAAUCUGCUCUUCUUGCUCUACGCCUCGGCGAGACCGUCCAUACGAGUCGGCAAGGAUAUCAACGUCGACGGCCUGGAGUAUCUGGUAAUCACGCCCGAUCGCAGCCUCGUGUUCCCGAGCGUCGAGUACGUAAGAUCGAUGAUCAGCAAGCAAGGCUCGAAGCAGGGUACGGACGUGCCCGUGGUUAUCGAUUCGACUCACAUACAAGCUGCGGACUUUACGGCGGCUAAGGGUAUUAAGAGUCUCAUUGAAGACUUCGAACGCAGAGGCCAGCCGCUGCUCUUUUACAAUUUGAAGCCGAGCAUCGUUACGAUUUUCCAAGGCGUCAAGCCCGUCGAAUUGCGCGUCUGUUACAGCGAGGAAGAACUGAAUAAUUAUUUAAUGGAUUUUGCCAACAACACGAACAAUACGGUAACUAGGCACUGAGCGACGACCGAUCUACAUUCGAAUCGUCAUUUUAAAAAAAUUGGCGUUAAC